This is a messenger RNA of Williopsis jadinii, 2930 nucleotides long. RefSeq names its product 5-methyltetrahydropteroyltriglutamate-homocysteine S-methyltransferase (gene MET6). The coding region runs from base 394 to 2700 and encodes 768 amino acids. NCBI's taxonomy places the organism in Eukaryota, Fungi, Ascomycota, Saccharomycetes, Phaffomycetales, Wickerhamomycetaceae. The transcript has a single exon. Gene Ontology annotation, molecular function: 5-methyltetrahydropteroyltriglutamate-homocysteine S-methyltransferase activity; zinc ion binding. The record is from RefSeq and is a predicted model, not a curated record.
AGCUAUCAAAAUGACACAAUAAGUGACACCUUCAACAACUCAAACCAUCACGUUUAAAUCCUCCAACUCAGUAGGCCCCAAUUGCGCGUGGCCCGCCCUCCCGCCGUUUCUUCGCCAACGGUGGUGCUCUCAAUGUGCGUCCUUCCACCUGAAAGCGGUGAUUAGCUCGCUCUUCCACAUGCAAAAAAAAUUUUUCACUUGAGCUCGACAGGAACGAGCUGGGAUCAAUAGCUGGCGCUUAAACGCAGCGCUUGUGUGUAGUAUAUAUAUAUUGGAGCAGAUUCCCACGUUUACGAAAAUUUUCUUUGUGGCUAAUCUUUUUUCUUUUCCUCUUCUCUUGUUCUUCAACAACAAAUUGAAUCAGUUCAAUUGACUUCUUCUACUAAUCUAACAAUGGUUCAAUCAUCUGUUCUUGGUUUCCCACGUAUUGGUGCUCAGAGAGAGCUUAAAAAGACCACCGAGGCUUACUGGCAAGGUAAGGUCUCCGUCGAGGAGCUCUUCAAGGUUGGUAAGGAGCUGAGAGCUCACAACUGGAAGUUGCAGAAGGAGGCUGGUGUGGACAUCAUUGCUUCCAACGAUUUCUCCUUCUACGACCAAGUGUUGGACUUGGAGGUUUUGUUCAACGUGAUCCCAGACCGUUACACCAAGUACGACUUGCAGCCAAUUGACGUUCUGUUCGCCAUGGGACGUGGUUUGCAGAGAAAGGCCACUGAGACCGCUAAGGCUGUCGACGUGACUGCCUUGGAGAUGGUUAAGUGGUUUGACUCCAACUACCACUACGUCAGACCAACCUUCUCCAACUCCACCGAGUUCAAGUUGAACGGCCAAAAGCCAGUUGACGAGUACUUGGAGGCUAAGGAGCUGGGCAUUGAGACCAGACCAGUCCUCGUUGGUCCAGUCUCCUUCUUGCACUUGGGUAAGGCUGACAAGGACUCCUUGGACUUGGAGCCAAUCUCCCUCUUGGAGAAGAUCUUGCCUGUCUACGCUGAGAUCUUGAAGAAGCUUGCUGAUGCCGGUGCUAAGACCGUCCAGAUUGAUGAGCCAGUCUUGGUUUUGGACUUGCCAGCCAACGUCCAAGCCGCUUUCAAGACCGCUUACGAGUACUUGUCUAAGCAAGAGGGUUUGCCAGCUAUCACCGUUGCUUCCUACUUCGGUACCGUUGUUCCAAACUUGGAUGCCAUCAAGGGUUUGCCAGUUGCUGGUUUCCACAUUGACGUUGUCAGAGCUCCAGAACAAUUGGAGGCCGUUGCCGAUGCUUUGACCCCAGAGCAAACUUUGUCCGUUGGUGUCAUUGACGGUCGUAACAUCUGGAAGGCUGACUUCGCCAAGGCCUCUGAAUUGGUCAAGAAGGCUGUCGAGAAGUUGGGUGCUGACAGAGUCAUCACUGCUACCUCCUCUUCUUUGUUGCACACCCCAGUUGACUUGAACAACGAGUCCAAGUUGUCCGAGGAAAUCAAGGACUUCUUCUCCUUUGCUACCCAAAAGUUGGGUGAAGUUGUCACCGUUGCUAAGAACGUUUCUGGUGAGGACGUUUCUGCUGCUUUGGAGGCUAACGCUGCCUCUGUCAAGGCCCGUUCCACCUCUUCCAUCACCAACGAUGAGACCGUUCAAAAGAGAGUUGCUGCUAUCGAUGAUGCUCAAGGUCGUCGUGCUUCUCCAUUCACUGAGAGAAUCAAAGAGCAAGAGAAGGUUUUCAACUUGCCAUUGUUCCCAACCACCACCAUUGGUUCCUUCCCACAAACCAAGGACAUCCGUAUCAACAGAAACAAGUUCACUAAGGGUACUAUCUCCAAGGAGGAGUACGAGAAGUUCAUUGAGUCUGAGAUUGAGAAGGUUGUCAGAUUCCAAGAGGAGAUUGGUUUGGACGUUUUGGUCCACGGUGAGCCAGAGAGAAACGAUAUGGUUCAAUACUUUGGUGAACAAUUGAAGGGUUUCGCGUUCACCCAAAACGGUUGGGUCCAAUCUUACGGUUCCAGAUACGUUCGUCCACCUAUCAUUGUUGGUGACGUUUCUAGACCAGCCCCAAUGUCCGUCAAGGAGUCCGUCUACGCUCAAUCCAUCACUACCAAGCCAAUGAAGGGUAUGUUGACUGGUCCAGUCACCAUCUUGAGAUGGUCUUUCCCAAGAGUUGACGCUUCUCAAAAGACCCAAGCUUUGCAAUUGGGUUUGGCUUUGAGAGAUGAGGUCAACGACUUGGAGGCUGCCGGUAUCAAGGUUAUCCAAGUCGAUGAGCCAGCUUUGAGAGAAGGUUUGCCAUUGAGAGAGGGUGAGGAGAGACAAGACUACUACAAGUGGGCUGCUGAGUCCUUCAGAAUCGCCACUGCCGGUGUCAAGAACGCUACUCAGAUCCACUCCCACUUCUGUUACUCUGACUUGGAUCCAAACCACAUCAAGGCCUUGGAUGCUGAUGUUGUCUCCAUUGAGUUCUCCAAGAAGGACGAUCCAAACUACAUCCGUGAGUUCUCUGACUAUCCAAACCACGCUGGUCUCGGUUUGUUCGAUAUCCACUCCCCAAGAAUCCCAUCUAAGGAGGAGUUUAUCCAAAAGAUCGCCACCAUCUUGGAGGUUUACCCAGUUGAGAAGUUCUGGGUCAACCCAGAUUGUGGUUUGAAGACCAGAGGCUGGGAGGAGACCAGAGCCUCCUUGACCAACAUGGUUGAGGCUGCUAAGUACUACAGAGAGAAGUACGCCAAGAACUAAACUGGCCACUCGCUCUGAAUCACUGAAAUGUCUAAACUUUUACCUCAUCAAUUCAACAUUUGUUUGAGGGCUUAAUCUACCACCACUUAACGUUUUACGACUUCACUUCUUCCAUUUUUUCUAUAUACAUAAAAAGAUAAUGUCUGUUGCACUAUUGCAUUGGGUUGUUACUGGGAUUUCAACAUCGGUUAAUGAAAUAUAUAACGUUUCGAUAAGUUUUGCUGUGUCUU